AUGGCCCCCAAGCAAGUGAAAUCUUUCCCAUCAGUGCCAUUGAAGGAUGAGUUGGAUAUUGUGAUCCCAACAAUUAGGAGUUUGGAUUUUCUGGAGGUGUGGAGGCCAUUUUUUGAGCCAUACCAUUUGAUCAUAGUUCAAGAUGGUGAUCCUACUAAGGUUAUUAAAGUCCCAGAUGGCUUUGACUAUGACCUCUACAAUCGGAACGAUAUCAAUAGAAUUUUGGGUCCAAAAGCCAGUUGCAUCUCCUUUAAGGAUGGGGGCUGCAGGUGCUUUGGUUUCUUGGUCUCCAAGAAGAAGUACAUUUACACUGUUGAUGAUGAUUGUUUUGUGGCCAAGGAUCCAAAUGGGAAAGAUAUAAACACAGUGGAACAACACCUACUGAAUCUGAAGACACCUUCAACACCCUUCUUCUUCAAUACUCUCUACGACCCCUACAGGGAAGGUGCUGACUUUGUCCGUGGCUAUCCCUUUAGCUUAAGGGAAGGUGUGCCUACCGCCGUCUCUCACGGGCUCUGGCUCAAUAUACCUGACUAUGAUGCCCCAACUCAACUUGUUAAACCCCUUGAGAGAAAUACCAGGUAUGUUGACGCUGUUAUGACCAUCCCAAAAGGGGCAUUCUAUCCCAUGUGUGCAAUGAACCUUGCAUUCGAUAGGGAACUCAUCGGCCCUGCUAUGUACUUUGGGCUCAUGGGUGAUGGACAGCCUAUUAGCAGAUAUGACGACAUGUUGGCUGGCUGGUGUUCCAAGUUGAUCUGCGACCAUCUGAAUCUUGGAGUGAAGACAGGGCUACCAUACCUUUGGCACAGCAAAGCAAGCAACCCGUUUGUGAAUUUGAGGAAGGAAUACAAAGGUCUAUUCUGGCAAGAGGAAAUCAUCCCAUUCUUCCAAACUCUGACUCUGCCAAAAGAAUGUGACACUGCAGCAAAAUGCUAUGUUGAACUAGCCAAACUUAUCAAGGAAAAGCUGAACCACAUUGACCCCUAUAUUUUUAGGCUUGCUGAUGCUAUGAUCACCUGGAUUGAUGCUUGGGAAGAUUUCAACCCACCAGCUGAGGCUGUUCCAGCUGUGGCCAAUGCUAAGAAGGAUGCAGUUCCACCCAAGAAAUCUAAGUAG
Messenger RNA from Coffea eugenioides, 1116 nucleotides. RefSeq names its product UDP-arabinopyranose mutase 1-like. The transcript has 4 exons. NCBI's taxonomy places the organism in Eukaryota, Viridiplantae, Streptophyta, Magnoliopsida, Gentianales, Rubiaceae. The record is from RefSeq and is a predicted model, not a curated record. Gene Ontology annotation, cellular component: Golgi apparatus; cytosol. Gene Ontology annotation, biological process: plant-type cell wall biogenesis; UDP-L-arabinose metabolic process. The coding region runs from base 1 to 1116 and encodes 371 amino acids. Gene Ontology annotation, molecular function: UDP-arabinopyranose mutase activity.